Molecule: messenger RNA, 1264 nt
Organism: Danaus plexippus (monarch butterfly)
Lineage: Eukaryota; Metazoa; Arthropoda; Insecta; Lepidoptera; Nymphalidae
Product: hemicentin-2-like
Exons: 7
Coding region: 219-1115 (298 amino acids)
Biological process (GO): synapse organization
Cellular component (GO): neuron projection membrane
Source: RefSeq, a predicted model, not a curated record
ACUACUUUGAACUAGUCGCGUCAAUACGAGAAAAUCAUAUCGACAACUAAGUCCUUACUUAAUGUUAAAAUUCAUAAAUGAUUCUGAUAUCGUACUAGUUGUCAAAGUAUUAGUAUUAGUUUCACACUCCUUACGACUAGUGCGUUAAUAAUAAUCGUAUUUCAAUCAUAACUGUUAAUUCGAGGUGUAAAUAAAAGUUACGGUGAAAUAUAUACCUAAUGAUAAGUUUUCGUGUGUUCCAGAUGAAAUGGCGAGUGGCCGGCGGGAUGGGUAUACCGUUCGCGGCUGCUGUGUUCUGUAUGCUGCCACUGUUUACAUCUCCCACAGGAGAUAUACGCCAUCACGGUGCUUCGCGUGCCCGUGGAUGGAGAGGCACCGCCCCAGCAGACGUCACUGCCAACAACUCUGUCAGCAAUAUUACUGCUCAGCUCGGAGGAACAGCCUACUUGCACUGCCUGGUUGGACAUUUAAGCGAGAGGGGGCAAGUAUCCUGGGUUAGAAAGCGCGAUUGGCAUAUCCUGAGCUCCGGCAAGUUCACAUACACAAAUGAUGAGAGAUUCCAGGUACUGCACGGAGAAGGUUCAGAGGAUUGGACCCUACAAAUCAAGUUUGUACAGAAAAGGGAUAACGGCACAUACGAAUGUCAGGUAUCAACUCGUACCGGCAUCGUGUCCCACUACGUGCGUCUCCAGAUAGUGGUGCCUGAAGCCUUCAUCCUCGGCUCCGGCGAACACCACGUGGAUCUUGGCAGCGUCAUACAUCUCAUUUGUAUUGUUGAGAAGAGCCCAACGCCUCCUCAAUACGUAUUCUGGUAUCACAACGACCGCAUGAUCAACUAUGAUGCAACGAGAGGCGGGAUCACGGUGGAGACGGAACCGGGGGCUAGAACCCAGUCAAGAUUAACUGUGAGGGGGGCUACACUAAAGGACUCCGGAAAUUAUACAUGCAGCGCUAGCAACACUGAACCCGCUUCCAUACACGUCUUCGUGUCUGAAGGCAGUAACAAAAUGGCGGCCAUACUUCGUCGUAACACCAGCGCCAUCCACGGCAUCACCUCCAGCAUCACCUGUCUCCUCUUAUUCUUCUCAGUCGUCAUCCACGUGGCCUUCCGAUGACGUUACUAUAAUAUAGGUUCUAUCGCGAAUAAUAUACGAUUUAAUUUUAAAUAAAUUUCGCUGAAUAGAAUAACAAGUAGAUGCCAAACAGUUAUUGAUGGAAUGAAUUAAGUUAUACGGCCUGUUUAAUAAUGUUAUGUUUGAUUUAA